CAUUCAUAAUCUGUGUUUUUCUUGCUUGCGUCAUCUUAAAUCUUUUUGCUAUCAUUUUCUCUAACAACAGAACACCAUUUAAAUUUUUCCUAUAUUUUUAAAAGUGCAAGUUAAACAAAACCAUUCAUUUGCACUUCUGCAUUUUAUGACAGAAAACGUUGCCAUCCAAUCUGUUUGACGCAUUUCAACUUUGACCUUCAAAUUAUUUUGAAGUCUAUUCCAAUUACCUCAAGCAUUAGGAAGAAAAUAAUUUUGCAAAAAAAAAAUUGCAUUUUAUAUUGACUUAGUAAGCAUAUUCCAUUCUAAGUUUAAGGUGGUAAAGAGUUAGGUAAUACAAAAAAUAAUAAUUACUGAGUACUGUACUGGUAAAAAUGAUUCCUAAAUUAAUUAUCAAACUUCUGUGAACUUGUGAUGUGAACUAUCUCCCACCUAUUUUAUAAAGGGACAUAAAUUAGAAAGGUCAUAACCUUGAAAGGAAAUAUGGCUACAUAUUUAUUAAAUUCAGCAUUAGUACGUGUCAGUUGCAUGUCUGGCAGGCGCAGAGAGAUAGUGAAAGAUAGCAAGAAAGUCAAAAGCAUCAAAAGAAGUAAUGUCAAAGACAAAAAGUUUUGACGGCGAUGACGAGUUUGAGUUACGAGUUGAUCCAGUAAAGGAUAAAACAGCCCUCAUCAAAGACAACUGUAAUGGAUACGGUUCAUUUAACAAUCCCAUUAGCGAGAAUCGUAUGCCAUUUAAGAAAAAAGAAAAAGUAUGUCUUUGUCAGGUAGCGAAAUGCUGUGGUUGCCAUACCAACCCAAAAACUGAUGAAAAAGUGGUAUGUAGUGAUUGUUGUACUCACAAAAUAACUGAACAAGAUACAGAUGCAUACGGUUCUAUCACCUUUGUUGGGUUUGAAAGAACUACGCAAGCGCGGUACGUCAGAUUAUCAAAUUCCACUGAUCCUGCAGAAGUAACCAAAUUCAUGAUGUCACAAUGGCAAUUCGGAGAGAAAUCUCAGCUCCUCAUAUCCAUUAUUGGCUCUGCAAAGGCAUACAGUGCAAAAUCUGACUUUGAAAAGAAAUUUAAGAAAGGUUUGAGAAAGGUAUCGAGAAUGACAAAUGCAUUGGUGUUCACUGGUGGUACUAACUUUGGAAUAAUGAAGGUUGUUGGAAAUGCACUGAGAGACGUGUCACAGCUAGACAGCACAUCAUCUGUUUACGCACAGUCGAGAGCUGUGAGAUGUAUAGGAAUUUUGCCUUGGGGAGUUGUACCGAAAUCAGCUGAACUGGUAAAACCAUAUGAAGAAAAUAAAGUGAAGUUCAAUAUCAAACUACCGAAGCAAAGAUUUCUUGAUCAAAAUCAUACUCAUUUCCUUAUGGUCGAUGAUGGGUCUAAGAAUAAAUUUUACGCUGAGAUUGACUUUAAACAUGCGCUAGAGAAGUACAUCAUUGACAAUGGAGUGCCUGGGAAAGCAGGUAUAGCAUCUUUUUAUUUAAAACUGGAAUAA
This is a messenger RNA of Hydractinia symbiolongicarpus, 1486 nucleotides long. RefSeq names its product transient receptor potential cation channel subfamily M member 2-like. NCBI's taxonomy places the organism in Eukaryota, Metazoa, Cnidaria, Hydrozoa, Anthoathecata, Hydractiniidae. Gene Ontology annotation, molecular function: ligand-gated calcium channel activity. The coding region runs from base 590 to 1486 and encodes 298 amino acids. Gene Ontology annotation, biological process: calcium ion transmembrane transport. The transcript has 7 exons. The record is from RefSeq and is a predicted model, not a curated record.